Struthio camelus australis is the source of this 2704-nucleotide messenger RNA. NCBI's taxonomy places the organism in Eukaryota, Metazoa, Chordata, Aves, Struthioniformes, Struthionidae. The record is from RefSeq and is a predicted model, not a curated record.
AUGUUACUAAGUGAAGACAUUGCAGUGGAUGGAGGUCCGAAGCUGGUGUUUGUUCAUCAGAUGUGUACGGAUUCUGAAAAACACAUGAUCUAUACAUUUGGAGAUAGAAUUCUGACCUGUAACAGCAGUAUCAACGACAGCAGGGCCAGUGAGCCAAUUAUCAAUUCGGUGGUAUUGCUGAUCCUGCUGAGCGCCCUGACUGAUCCUGACCAGUACCACUUAACGAGUGCUGAGCUGGGGGGUGAAUUCGAAUUUAUGGAUGAUGCCAAUAUGUGCAUAGCUACAGCAAUUUCUCUCCUUAUGAUUCUGAUCUGUGCAAUGGCUACAUAUGGAGCAUAUAAGCAACAUGCAGCUUGGAUCAUUCCUUUCUUCUGUUACCAGAUCUUUGACUUUGCUCUCAACACAUUGGUUGCCAUCAGCGUACUUGUCUAUCCCAGCACAAUUCAGGACUACCUCCGCCAGCUGCCCACCAACUUUUCCUACAAGGAAGAGAUCAUGUCUGUGAACCCAACCUGUCUGGUUGUGAUUAUACUUCUUUUCAUAAGUAUCAUUUUGGCUUUUAAGGGUUACUUGAUAAGCUGCGUGUGGAACUGUUACCGAUACAUUAACAGCAGAAACAACUCAGACGUGUUGGUUUACAUUACCACCAAUGACACUGCGGUGCUGUUGCCACCUUAUGACGAUCCUGUGAAUGGAGCUGCUAAAGAUCCACCACCACCUUAUGUAUCGGCAUAAGUGAAAACAUGCUAUGUACAGAGGGAGGAUAGCUUUACUUUUCAGAUGUUGGAGCAAUAGUUUGAUAAUUUCACUUCCAGGAUAUAACCUCUAUGGGUUAUACAUUGCUGUUUUGCUGGUGUAUUGAAACCUAAACUGUAUGAAUAAAAAUCUGUAGAUAGUUUUAAUAAUGUGCUGCGACUACAGUAGUGUGCUGAACUAGUUUCAGAACUAUUCUGGGUAGUGAUAAGGUAGCAGUAGUCACUGAAUAGCUUUUUCCACCCUGUCUGACAUGCAGUGCUAGAGAACUCAGAACUCUGCAGUCUCAGUCAGGUUCAGUGUAACUUUCCUUUUUUAUUUAAAAAAGUUCCAGAGCAUUAAAAUGUGUUUCUCAAAAGCCCACUUUCCCCUUGAGAAUACAGACCAAGUCCAAAGAGGUGACAUUCAACUUCAUUCCUCUUCCACAAAAAAUUGUUAAAUUAUUGCAAUGAAAGAUGAUGACUGCUAGAGGAACAAUGAGUGUUAGCUACUAUUCUCAUCAACCUGAUUAGUGGGAAACAUUUAAUUGGGAAAAAUGGGUAUGGCAAAUCAGAGCAGACAAAGUGCUCUGUGAUGUACUGGAGCAAGCCAGGAUCUGUGGACUACAUAGAGUCACUUCGUCCCAGCCCGCAACCGUUCAAAAAAAAAAAUUGUUGCCCACUUCUAGUAAUUUUCUUUUUCUCUCUAUACAGCUUUUUCCGCUCCAGCAACCUCUUAAACAGUCACAAAAUCUUUGCUUUUGGAGGUCAAAACCCUAUACUUUUAAAGUCACAUGUUUUGGUGAGAAAGCUACAUCUUUGGCACUCAAUAUGCAAAUGUUUUUCCGUUGGAAUGUGCCUGUAAAUACUGCCGUGUUCUUUUGAGUGUGAAGUAAAUUAUGCAGAUACUAAAGUAUAUUUCCCCAAGCUAUGGGAAACUUAUGCAUGUAGCUUCCUCAAGCAUUAGCAAAUACCUUUUGCGUGUUUCUCAUGUACAUAAACGUGGGGAUUUUAGAUUCCUUUCUAUGACUGAACUGGUUGUGCUGAGAAUCUUUCUCAUGGGACUCAUCCAUCUAUGAAUGCUUGUGUGAGGUAUUUUUUUCUUCCUCUGAGAAGUGCCUCCUGCACAUGCAACUUUUUGUUGUUGAUGAAAGUUCUACUUUUUACUGAAAAGGAACACAAAAAGGAAAUAAAAUGAGCGUGUUUCUACCUCUCAUCACUCCCUCCCCAUGGUGCCUCCUCUGCAUUUUGGGGUAAUUAAACAUGCUGACUGAUGCCAUUGCACACAGUGUUAGGCAAAGGGCAGUGCAGAGCUGAACCAUAAUUUGGGAGGACACCAGAAGAAACUGUUCCUGCAGGAGGCGCGCUCUCUCCUGUAAGUGGCCUGACAUGCGAGUCUGUGACCUUCCUAAGGAAGACACAUGUUCUUGCCCACUGUGCACUGACUCCAUUGUGCAGACCAAAGAAAAGGUUUUCCUGCCUUUUUCUGGAAAAGAGUUUUCCAGAGGAACACAGGACUUAAAACUUAUUUUCAGAGAGGUUGCCACUGUGAUCUGUCCUUGCAGAGGUCAUGGGAGGAAAGGCAAGGCUCUCUUUCUGCCUCUCUUCCACACAUCUAGGAAAAGGCAGGUCCCAAUCUGUCUACCGACGUUUAACUCCAUGCUUCACUCGCUCUGAGAUCAAACUCAGCAAUGCUUUUGAACUAAUCUUCAAGUCUAUCCUUUGUUCUCUGCCACACUCAAAUUGCUCUCUUCAGGAUAACUCUAUGCACUAUUAUCUCAUUACAAUUAGCUUUCAGAAUUAAACUGAAUUUGGGGGUUGGGCUGGCUUUCUAGGCUUCUGAGCUUCAUUUUCUUUCAUUCUUGAUUGAUUUGUGAGGGAUUUUAAAUAGUCAUCUGUUUGAGAAAAGCUGGUUGUAAAUACAUCUCAUCUGUGUAUACAAACUUCUCUACAAUAAAGGGGUGUUUCCUCAA